Molecule: messenger RNA, 979 nt
Organism: Pelmatolapia mariae (spotted tilapia)
Lineage: Eukaryota; Metazoa; Chordata; Actinopteri; Cichliformes; Cichlidae
Gene: tatdn1
Product: TatD DNase domain containing 1
Exons: 12
Coding region: 15-959 (314 amino acids)
Cellular component (GO): cytosol
Molecular function (GO): 3'-5'-DNA exonuclease activity
Source: RefSeq, a predicted model, not a curated record
GGUAUUGCGGCAUUAUGGGAUUGGUGAGAGCUGCAUGUGUAGUUCUUUCUGAGAGAAUUUCAACCAUGGCACAAAACAAAUUCAUUGACAUCGGGGUGAACCUGACAGAUCCCAUGUUCAGAGGACUCUACAGAGGGAAGCAGAAACAUGACGAUGACUUCAGUGAGAUCAUUGAGCGAGCUCUCAAAGUAGGAGUUGAAAAGUUUAUGAUCACAGGGGGGAGCCUUGACGACAGCAGGGAAGCUCUUAAACUAGCUGAGACCAGAGAUGAGUUCUACUGCACGGUCGGCUGCCAUCCCACCCGGUGCGGCGAGUUUGAGCAGAAUGGAGAAUCCCAGUAUUUAACUGGGCUGAGGGAGCUGGCAGCAGCACACAGAGGAAAGGUGGUGGCCAUCGGAGAGUGUGGACUGGAUUUUGACAGGCUGGAAUUUUGCCCAAAAGAAACUCAGCUCAAAUACUUUGAGAAGCAGUUUGAUCUGGCGGAGGAGACCAAGCUGCCCAUGUUCCUCCACUGCAGAAACUCCCAUCAGGAGUUCAUCGACAUCAUGAAGAGAAAUCGAGAUCGAUGUGUUGGAGGAGUGGUCCACUCGUUUGAUGGAACUGCAGAAGACGCUGCUGCUGUCAUUGACCUGGACCUCUAUAUUGGAAUAAAUGGAUGUUCCUUGAAAACAGAGGCCAAUAUUGAAGCUAUGAAGUCGAUCCCCACAGAAAGGCUCAUGAUAGAAACAGAUGCCCCGUGGUGUGGUGUGAAGAACACUCAUGCCGGGUCCAAAUAUGUUAAAACUACAUUUCCCACAAAGAAGAAGUGGGAAGCAGCACACUGCCUGAAGGACCGGAAUGAGCCCUGUCAUAUCAUACAAGUCCUGGAGGUGAUGGCAGCAGCGAGGGAGGAGGAUCCACUGGAGCUGGGCAACACAAUCUACAACAACACUGUCAAAGUCUUCUUCAGCUCAAGCUGAUAAUAAAUGACAUCAUCAGA